CCAGGAAGUAGGCGGUCCUGUUCGGAUUAGCCGGGGAGCUAGCUAGCUGAGAAUAAGAGCAGGUCCCAGUUUCGGGAUUUUUUUGAGAAUGUUUUUUGCCUUCAGAUCUGUUUUGUUCCUGCUGCAUUCACGGGGUGUUUAAGAGGUAAAAGAGGGAGAUAAGGAGAAUGGAGGACGAACUGGUGUGCGACUACGACUCCACCUGGGACACAGAGAGCGAUGGAGAGGAUGGGGGAACAGAGACUGGGUCGCGGCGCGCGUUUCCGGACAAAAACAAGAAAGCAAAGACCGGCUUUUGGUCCAAUUCCUCCUCGAGAAAUAUCCGGGCAGCUAAAGACAUGCAGAACUACAGACACAACUAUCCAAACCUCAACGAUGAAGACUGUACAGAGGACAGAAUGCCGAAUUUAAAGUUCUACCUAAACGAGAUAAAGUCGUCUCCUGAUGACGUGUCCAUCGAGACGUUUCACAGCGAGUGGAAAUCGGAUUAUAAAAGACUCGAACGAGUUCAUUCGUACAUCCAGUGGUUGUUUCCUCUGCGGGAGCCGGGAGUGAAUUACCUGGCUACUGAGCUGACCAAGAAGGAAAUCCAGGCGUUUCGAGAGAAUGAAGAGGCAAAAAGGCGUCUGGUUGAUUCCUACGAGCUCAUGCUGGGUUUUUAUGGCAUCCAGCUGAUCGACAGAGAGACCGGCGAGGUGCGACGUGCCGAGAACUGGAGGGAACGCUUCGCUAAUCUGGAGCGGAACAUGCACAACAACCUGAGGAUCACGCGCAUCCUGAAGUGUCUGGGUGAGCUUGGCUUUGAGCAUUUCCAGGCUCCUCUGGUGCACUUCUUCCUGGAGGAGACGCUGGUGAAGAAGAACCUAAACAGCGUAAAGCGCAGCGUGCUCGACUACUUCCUGUUCGCCGUGCGCAACAAGCGCAAGCGCCGCGAGCUCCUCGGCUUCGCCUUCCAGCACUUCGAGCCGAAAGACAAAUUCGUGUGGUGCCCGAGAAGGAUCCAGAAACGCUUCAAGAACAAAGCCGAGGCGAGUAGAAACAAGAGAGACGGAGAGAAACGAGAGGAAGACGAGUCCACGCGCGACGAAGGUUCGCCGUUCGACGCGGAUCCGAGAGACGAAAGUUCAUCGGCCGACUCGGAUCCGAAGGAUGAAGGUUCUUCGUUGGAGAUGUCCACUCUGAACAACGGCGACCACGCCGAUAACGGAGACACGGACCACUCGGGCAGUGAAACGAGCACGCUUAAGAGCGACGAAGAAGAGAAUCCGAUCAAACCGCCCGAGAACGUGUCGUCUAAAUCGGAUCAGGAAAUGACCCAGGUACACUCCGAUGAAGAUCUCAAGAACAUUUCAUCUCCGUCUCGGAAAGGAACGGGUUUGGAAAAAGUCUCGGAAAGCCCCAAACACAGCCUGAAGUCCUCACCGCGUACCGAACGGGCGGGAAAACUGCCCAGAACCAAGGAUAAUACCGGCUUAGGGAUUUCCGAUCAUAUAAAAUCUCCUCGAGACACUUUUUCCACUGGUUUGCUGGUGAAACUCGUUCCCUCGGACACUGAAGACGGAGAGAAACCGAACGGUACGGACGAAGCUGAGCUGAUGGACACUCAUCCCGGAGAGGCGUAAACAAAACCUGCGAUAAAUUAAUAUCUAUAAAGAGACGCUCAUUUUGAAAAUAAUAAUAAACAGAGCAAGAACGAAUGUCAUGAACUUCAUAAUACCAAUGUGAAAUCUCUUCUUUGAAGACGGGAUGAACUUCAUGCUUCAUGCUUUUUCUGUUUGUUUGCUGAAAAGGUGAAAAAGAGGUCAUUAUAAAGGUCAUUUUCAGGAAAACGAGGUGUAACCUGUAUAUGGAAGACUUUAUAUCAUGGCCUGACUGGGUUGGUUCCUCUUCUCCUUUUUUUUUCUUUUCAUGUUUGCAAUUAAAUUAUUGAGUUCUGGUUCGAGCAAAAGGAAGAGACGUGGAGGAGACGAUCUGUUUCUCGUUAGCACUUUUCUAUUUGGGAGCCUGUUCAUGGAAUUGGAACUGAAAUAUUUAUUGUGAUGUACAAAAGAAAAAGCAUAACGAAUGAACAGUAUUCUGUCAGUUUAAAGGAUUUUGACCGAGACCUACACCGAGGUACUUGAAUACGCGUUCCUGAUUGUAUUACUAUGAAGUGCAGAGUGAACAGUUCUAAAGCUCGGAGGUGAAGACGGUGGAAUAAAAGUUGAGAUAAAAAUAUA
Molecule: messenger RNA, 2219 nt
Organism: Silurus meridionalis
Lineage: Eukaryota; Metazoa; Chordata; Actinopteri; Siluriformes; Siluridae
Gene: ogfr
Product: opioid growth factor receptor
Exons: 7
Coding region: 168-1622 (484 amino acids)
Cellular component (GO): membrane
Molecular function (GO): opioid growth factor receptor activity
Source: RefSeq, a predicted model, not a curated record